UUUUUUUUUACACAAUUUAACAUGUGUGCCAACAUAGUGUUUGAGUGGCUUAAAACUUUGCAGCUUUCUCAAUAUUCAGAGUCUUUUAUGGAUAAUGGCUAUGAUGAUUUGGAGGUUUGCAAACAGAUUGGGGAUCCUGAUCUGGAUGCAAUUGGUGUAAUGAUCCCUCAGCAUCGCAAAAAGAUUCACGAUGCUGUCCACAGACUGAAGGACGAGGAAAAAGAGGCAGCAAGUGGAUUAUAUUUUACGUUGGAGCCUCAGGUAGGCUCCCCCACACCUGAUAUCUACACCAGUCACCUGGUGGACCAGUAUGAAACCAAAGCCUGGAAGGAGGCCCAGGGUCACAAACCUGUACCAAGGAGUAACAGAACUGGCCAGCUCAACCGAAGUUUGGUUACCUAUCCAAAACUUAAGUUAAAGAUCAUGAUUAGGGAUAAACUGAUUCGGGAUGGCGUCAACCUCAGCAAACCACCUUACUCCAAAAAGGAUGGUUCAUUGGGGAACAUUGAUGACCUCGCUGAGCAGUACGCCGAUUAUUACAAUACCUGUUUUACGGAUGUGUGUGAAAGGAUGGAGGAACUCCGCAAACGUCGUGUUUCUCAGGAGCUUGAAAUGGAGAAAUCUGAUGCCAGCUCCACAUCAUUACAGCUGCGAUCACAAACUGAAGAAUCACUGGGAUUUAGCAGUGCAGUAUCUACCCCAGAGACUGAGAGAAAACUUUCUCUACAUAAAUCAAGCUCUGAAGAAAGCUCAGUAGGAAAAAUCGACUGCAAGAAGAAAAAUAAGAAUUUUUGGCAAAAUUUCCGCAAGAGUCAGAAGGGGAUUAUGAGGCAGAUUUCAACAAAAGGGGAGGAUGUCGGAUAUGUGGCGAGUGAGAUCACCAUGAGCGACGAAGAGCGGAUUCAGCUUAUGAUGAUGGUGAAGGAAAAAAUGAUCACUAUUGAAGAAGCCCUUGCCAGGCUGAAGGAGUAUGAGUCUCAGAAUAAGACACCAGGCACCCAGGACUCAGCAGAACUGGCUGAUGGUUCCUAUCCACCCUGUGACGGGUCUUCCAAUUGCAAUUCGAGAGAACAAUCAGAAGAUGAGUCUGAGGAGUCUGUGAAGUUUAAGAGAUUGCACAAGUUGGUGAAUUCCACACGUCGUGUUAAAAAGAAACUUAUUAGGGCAGAAGAAAUGAAGAAGCCCAAUUCUGAAAGUAUUGAAGACAAUACAAUUCCUCCCAUAGUGGAUGAUAAAUCUGCACUUUAUUCCGGGGUAAAUAAGAAGCCAUUAUGUAGAGAAAAUUCACUAGAGAAAAAACAUGAUGAUUGUUCAUUUACUGUGUCUCCUUCCUCUGGAAACUUUGACACAUUAAGUAUAAACAGAAAACUAGUAAAGACAUUGAGUAAAUCUGAUGGACGUGGCCUAAUUAAACCUCCUAAGAAGAUUGGUACAUUUUUUUCCUAUCCUGAAGAGGACAAGUCUCAGAAGGUGUCCCGUUCUAUGACAGAACGAGAGAUGAAGAAAAGCCUUGGCUCCUUAAGCCAUGGGGUAAGUACAGAGAGUGUUUGCUUUUAUGACAGAAACAGGCACAAGCAUCAUCUUUUAGUUUCCCUGGAAGAAGUACAAAAUAUCAGGAAACAGAUAAGACUGAAGAAAAUUGAUUCUAGCUACUCCUGUGCCAGAGCUUUUCUCUGCCAGCGUCCAACCAGAAAAGGAACUUCUUCUCCAACCUGUGAUCGUCAACCAUUCUGUCAAAGGGUCAAAGGUGGAAGCUGUGUCUUUCCAAACAGGAGACCGCGGGGCCGCACAGUCAGUGAAUUUAACAUAACCUACAUAGUGGAGAGGAGCUUGUACAGCCACUUGAACUUAACCCACCUUGUACGGCCUGUCUGUGACAGGACUCUUAGCAAAGCAGAAAAGAGAUGCCUGCUGGAAGAAGAGGAGGAGGCUGAACGGAAGUGGGCUGCCACAAUGGACCGUUGUACUAAAAGGGUUCUCUUAAGAAUCCAUCAAAAGUCUAGGACCUGUAGCUUUGGUGGGUUUGACCUUUCUAAUCGUUCUUUGCAUGUCGGAAAUAAUGAAGAUCAGCUGGACAAAGAAGGAGAAUUCAUUUACAAAGAAGUGAUCAAGUCUCCUACCACACCACGGAUCUCACUCGGUAAAAAAGUGAAAUCUGUUAAAGAAACAAUGAGGAAGAGGAUGUCUAAAAAAUACACAAGUUCUAUUUCAGAGCAGGACUCAAGUAUCGAUGGAAUGCCUGGGUCCCCAGAGUCUCUUAAGCCUCCUACAAGCACUCUUGAGAAACCUAAGCUAAAAGCAGGCGGUUCUGUAGAAAGUCUCCGCAGCUCUCUCAGUGGUCAGAGUUCCAUGAGUGGGCAAACUGUAAGCACAACAGAUUCAUCAGCUAGCAACAGAGAAAGUGUCAAAUCUGAAGAUGGGGAUGAUGAGGAGCCACCAUAUCGUGGGCCUUUUUGUGGUAGAGCAAGAGUCCAUACAGAUUUCACCCCCAGUCCUUAUGACUCGGACUCCCUGAAACUAAAGAAAGGAGAUGUUAUUGACAUAAUAAGCAAGCCCCCAAUGGGCACAUGGAUGGGACUCUUAAAUAAUAAAGUUGGCACCUUCAAAUUCAUAUAUGUGGACGUGAUAAAUGAAACCGAGGAAAAGCCGAAGCGACCAACAAGACGGCGACGCAAAGGAAGACCACCAAAGCCAAAGUCUGUGGAGGAGCUAUUAGAUCGCAUUAACUUAAAGGAGCACAUGCCAACCUUUCUUUUCAAUGGUUAUGAAGACCUGGACACAUUUAAGCUUCUAGAAGAGGAAGAUCUGGAAGAACUGAAUAUACAAAACCCAGAACACAAAGCUGUCCUACUUACUGCAAUUGAGUUGCUGCAGGAAUAUGACAGUAACAGCGACUUUUCAGGGUCUCAAGAAAAAUUACUUACGGGAGGAGAAAGUACAAGUGGGUGCUCACCCCGGGACUCUGGCUGCUACGAGAGCAGCGAGAACUUAGAAAAUGGCAAGAGCCAGAAAACAUCACCCGUAUCUCCUGAAUCUUCUUCAAAUCGUGAUUUCAGCAGAAAUCAGGUUAUUGAAUAUCCAGCACUGCCUGACGCAAUAUCCGUCGAAUCUGCCAAAACAGGAGAUAUGUUGGCUGCAAAGUGCAGCGGUCUAACAGGAUCUAAAAAGAACCGGAGAAGUCUGCCAGUUUCAGCUUGCAGGAAUUGUGAGCAGGAUGAAAACAAAUCUAUACAAGAAUGGCCAAGAUCUCACUCAAUGGACAAUCUCCAAGGAGAAGGCAACAACAAAAAUCUGUCUGUAUUUACACCAAAUCUGGACAGUGCCUCAAAUAAUAGUUUUAUUGUGAAAGAAGCAGAUGUUAUAAAUGACAGGAUAUCCUGCAACAUUGACGCCAUGGCAGAGCCUAAUGACCAAUCAAUUUACCCUGUACAAAGCAAAAGAGGAUCUUACUUACAAAGUAAUGAAAAAGCCAACAUGGUCCUUGGCCAUCUUGAACCUUCACUUUCUCCUUUGGACAAGGUAUCAUGUUCUACAGAAAAUAGAGCUCAGGCCAAAAGUCCUUCCCAGCCUCCACCAGUCCCAGCUAAAAAAUGCAGAGAACGUUUUGCUAAUGGUGUGUUUCGUCCUUCUCUUAAUUCAACAGUUUCAAAUUCAGAGGAAGCAUGUCUUUCCACUAUAAAAACAGCACCAUUGAGUCCUAACCACUGUUCUGUGCUUCCUGCCCCUGCACAAGAGUGCAGCAGUCCUUUCACUCAAAGACCUCCAUGGUUACCCAAUAUUUCUGAAGAUUCACCUGUUCCACAGCAUGCAGUAAAACUGGGCCCUGUGUCAGCUAGAAAGAUCUCGUGUGUCAAAGGCAUGGAUCAGGAGGUUUUAAUAGAAAACAAACUACAGUCUGAAGAGAUAGACCUUACUGAUGAACCCUAUUCAGAUAAGCAUGGUCGAUGUGGGAUUCCUGAAGCUUUGGUUGAACGUUAUGCUGAAGACUUAGGUCUGCUGGAAAAAGAUGUGGCAACUGUCUUGGAUCAAAUAAGGGUUAGACAUCUAAGGAAAAUGCACCGUAUGGCUAUUCCAAGUGGUGGCCUCACUGAAUUCUGUAGAAAACCCGUUUCCCCUGGACACAUCUCCUCUGUCACGGAAUGGCUUGUUUCCAUCGGGCUCCCCAUGUACGGUCCUGCACUCGCAGAAGCAGGAUUCACCACGCUGAAUAAAGUGCCUACUCUUUCACAGACUCAUCUUCUAGGAGCCGGCAUAAAAGAGGAAAGACACAUAACAAAGCUCCUAAGUGCUGCGGGACUUAUUAAAGACAUAAGUCCACAGGCGAUUUAAAGCUUUUAUUGCAUCUCGAGACCUGCUUCCACUAUCAGUUCCAAAAUCUGAGUGCAAGGUGCACAGGCGUUACCAAGAGUGUAUUAUAAAAUGUGGAUCUGCAAUUUUUCAAGAAGACACGAUAUAUGGCAGAUUUAACGAAGACAUACUCAGCUGCCUGAAAGGAUUCUAUAUAUGCAAAGGUGCAAUU
Messenger RNA from Spea bombifrons (plains spadefoot toad), 4519 nucleotides. It is a transcript of the gene SASH1, whose product is annotated as SAM and SH3 domain containing 1. Gene Ontology annotation, molecular function: protein binding. The record is from RefSeq and is a predicted model, not a curated record. Lineage: Eukaryota; Metazoa; Chordata; Amphibia; Anura; Pelobatidae. The transcript is spliced from 20 exons. Bases 22 to 4329 code for a protein of 1435 amino acids.